Messenger RNA from Aspergillus pseudonomiae, 1961 nucleotides. Its product is annotated as Zn(II)2Cys6 transcription factor domain-containing protein. The record is from RefSeq and is a predicted model, not a curated record. NCBI's taxonomy places the organism in Eukaryota, Fungi, Ascomycota, Eurotiomycetes, Eurotiales, Aspergillaceae. The transcript is spliced from 4 exons. Gene Ontology annotation, molecular function: zinc ion binding; DNA-binding transcription factor activity, RNA polymerase II-specific. The coding region runs from base 1 to 1521 and encodes 506 amino acids. Gene Ontology annotation, biological process: regulation of DNA-templated transcription.
AUGAUUACCCACGAUUCUCGAGCGUUGCUCGUGUCCGAACUACCUCGGGAGAAGAGAACCGCGGUUGUACCCUCUCUAACCCCUCGUCAGGUUCGCUCCUGUAGGGUGUGUCGACUGCGCAAGGUCAAGUGUGACCGCGUCAAACCCUGUCAUGCAUGUUGCGCCCAUGGCUAUCCCUCCAAGUGCGUGUAUGAACCGGGCACGGACGAGGAUCCCCAGCCCAUCAGUCAAGCAGACGAGAUCCGACAUCUACGGGCGGAGAUCCGCGACUUAACGGCCCGCUUAAACAACGGUGCCUUUCUCCACCAACGCUCCCCGGAUGAGAGCAGUGACGAUAGCAGCAGAAAUACCGAUUACCAUGCCUCACACCGGUCAGAAACUUUCGAUUUCAGCCGCAGCCCGUCGGAAAGCAGUGAGGAUUCAUCGUCCUCAUCGAUCAUUAGCAUAAACAACUCGUCCAGCCCGAUGCUGGAUGUGUUCAUUGAGCGAUUUAUUGAUGCUUUUAGCCCGGAAGUUGAUAUCAAGUCGGGUCAGGCGGGAGCACUGCGACGCGCAGCGGAAAUCCGCAUGUUCUCGCCGAUCCUAAUGGAGGCAUAUGAAGCGGUCUCGGUAGCCUUCUUUGGUCGGUCCGUUCAGGACCCGCGAAUUGAAAAGUCAGGCUCUCCGCUGUAUGGACGUGUCCUGCGGAAUCUACAGAGUGCCUUGCAGGACCCAGAGCGGAGCAAGGCUGAAUCCACUCUGGCCACGGUCAUCCUUUUGAUGGCCUUUGAGGUGGGGGCGGCCCUCGUCACCCGUCAGCCUUCAUUUCUCGCAGAGGAGGAUUGGAUCAAUGUACCCUGGUCGGCUGGAACGACGCAGAAAGAUAUCCUGCACUACCUGUUAGAUCUUACGGUCGAGGUGCCAUCCCUGUUGGCGCAAUACGACGCCUUGGAGGCCACGCUACAGUCCGGGGUCCCCAGUGCGCAUGAGGUCACCGUGAAACAGGCAGCACUGUGGAAUGGGGUUACCAACCUCACAUGCCGGUUCCUCCAGUGGAAAACCGACUGGGUCGAUGCCUAUCCGGACGGGCCGCCCCAGGAGGUGCCCGCGGAACCCAACGAUCAGUUUCCCCUCUUUCGCUGUCGCGAUCUCCGUACCGGUGCCGUCAUCACCCCGACCAAAUUUGUCUACCCCAACCUACGUCUCGCUCAAACCAUGUGUCUAUAUUACACCUCACGGCUCAUUCUAUCAACGGUCGACACCCGACCGGACGACGAACGAGUGGGGCCGGCGCAGCAAUAUGCUCUGGGCUGCGGCAUCUGCCGAACUCUCGAAUGGUACAUCUUAACGGCGCCGGGCAACAUGAUCAACCGGCUCGCUUUCCCCGUGCGCGUGGCCUGGGAGGUGUUCCCCGACGGCGGACCUGAACGACGAUUCAUCUACGACGUAUUGAAACUGGUCGAAAAGCGCCAUUCGCUUGGACUCUGGGGAAGUGGCAUGUCAGAGCUAUCCCCUCGGGCCGGAUCACCGCCGAAAGCUUGAGCGGGGGCUCUUGUAUAGAACUAGGAUGAAUACGUUGGCGAUCGCAGGCACGAAAGCUGAUGUUUUCCCGGAACGAACUUAUGAGCGAUAUGAACCUUACUUAAAAGUCAUUGUUAAUUUUCCUGCACGAGCAAGGUUUCCUGACCAGGGUCGGAGGGGCACAAUCCUUGACGAAUCUAACGAGAAGGAUAAUCCAUUUGUACAAUAACCAUACCGCUCUUUCGGAUACUGACGACUUAAUUUAUACCCGAUAUUUUCACCAUUGACCAAGCCAAGCGACUUGAGGGAAUAAUGAGAUCCAACCUGCCUGGACAAUGUUUCGUAAUGACAGUUAACCUUAAACAUCACUCUUGGGAGAUUUUUAACCCCCCUCUCCCUCUCUUCCACACACAAACACACAAACCGGCUAAAAGCAAUCCCUACACCUCGCUCAGACUUUG